Molecule: messenger RNA, 4116 nt
Organism: Xyrauchen texanus (razorback sucker)
Lineage: Eukaryota; Metazoa; Chordata; Actinopteri; Cypriniformes; Catostomidae
Gene: c6.2
Product: complement component 6
Exons: 24
Coding region: 108-3761 (1217 amino acids)
Biological process (GO): immune response
Cellular component (GO): membrane attack complex
Molecular function (GO): protein binding
Source: RefSeq, a predicted model, not a curated record
UCACUCUAAUCUUCGACAGCAUCUGAGGAUCGACCUCACCCUCUACGCGGAUAAACGGACAGAAGGGAUUUUCUAUGUGACGUGGUUUUAUUCGUGAAUGCGUAUGCAUGUGUUCUGCACCGAACGGGCGAAAGAACCGCCCCAGAUCCGCAGCCAACAUUUUUCAAAUCGGUAAGACCUCGCUGCGGGAUCCGGAGCGCCGGGAGAGCACCGAGAGCGCGAGGAGAGCUCAGCGGGCGAUGGAUGACUGUAGAACGACUGUUCAGGAGUUCAACACUCUUGUGGCCCUCCAUCGUGAGCAGGUCAUCUCCAUUGGUGAGAACACAACUGACUGUCCUUCUCUGAGGGCACAUAUGCACAAGACUCGCAUCAAAGGAUGCGCCGUGGCCCAGGCCGCCUAUCAGAACCUCAUCGCAAUCUCUGGGCCAGAGGAUGGUGAAAUCCACCCUGAAAUAUGCAGGUUGUUCAUCCAGCUUCAGUGCUGCCUGGAGAUGUACAUAACAGAGAUGCUCAAGUCUCUGUGUCUGUUGGGUGUACUGCAGCUUCAUAGGAAAGGAAAUGACCUGUGUCCUGAGCCAAACAUGGACUACAGGAUAGAUGAAAGCUCUGAUGUGCCGAUGCUGGAAGAUCGAUCAUCGUCACCUGUGGAUUUCCCACAGGAGUCCUGGUUUGUGUGCACAAACAUUGAGAACAUAGAGAGCGAUAUGCGAGAAAUGAGAAACCUUCUAAGCAAACUCAGAGAGAAAAUGCCUUUGCCACUGAAAAAUCAAGAUGACAGCAGCCUGCUAAAUCUCACUCCUUACCCGCUGGUGAGGCAGAGGAAGAGGCGAUUCUCCGGGCUUUGUUGCCUUGUACAAUGUCAUGCUUAUUUUGAUGUUUACAGAUAUUUUGGAUACAGUUUGGUUUUUGUCAAGACCACCUUCUGCAUUCAGAGACUAAAAGCAUUCAAACGUGAAUUUGUGCAUUUUAUAUACGUUUGGAGGUGUCUGAGAUCGAAAUCUGUAAAGUUCAGGGAUUCCAUCUUCUUUAUGGAUCGUACAACAUUUCCCCUUGUUCUUCUCUUCACACUGGCUUCAGUCACACCCAUUAUGGGGUGUUUCUGUGACCACUACCCAUGGAGUUCUUGGUCCUAUUGUUCCAUGACCUGCAACUUUGGAACCCAAGAACGUACAAGGGCUGUGCGCUAUGAUGAGCAUUGGAUAAAAAACAAUUGUGGCCAGCUGUGUAAGAUAUAUGAAAGCAAAGGGUGCAAUGCUGAGGCUUGUCCUAUAAAUUGCCAAAUGACUGAGUUCACACCUUGGUCAGAGUGCUCGCCAUGUGCCAAGAAAUCUUACAGAACCAGGUCUGUGUUGAGACCGGCUCAGUUUGGGGGAGAAGAUUGUAGCGAACCUCUUUCGGAGGAAAGACCCUGUCAUCCCUCCAAGGAAUGCAGGAUUGAGCCUGUCAACUGUAAAGACAAGUUUACCUGUGACAGUGGAAGAUGUAUUAACUCAGUUCUGAAGUGCAACAACCAAAACGACUGUGGGGACAACUCUGACGAGAAGGAUUGCGGGGAUACAAAAAAAGUGUGUGCAAGUCAAAGACUAUUUGCUUUCAUUCCUGGAGCAGACCUGAUUGGUCACGGAUUUGAUGCAAUGGCAGAGAAGAAGAUGGGUUCUGUUCUGGAUAACUCGUUCAUGGGAGGGGACUGCAAUAUACAAAAACACCAGAGGAACUACUACCGAAUGCCUGCCAACAUUGAGAACUUUGACAUUAAGGUGGAAUAUAUUGAGGAUGUUCAAAAGAAACCAGUCAAAGUUGAAAAAGUCAGCUUGACCAAAGAAUCGCGCAUACAUACUAGUUUCUUCAAAGAGGCAAUCAAAUCAUCUCAGCAAAAGGACUCAGAGUUUUAUAGGGUGCAUCAGGAUAUUGCCACAUCAACGUUCAGAAUGAAAUCCUCUGACCUCUACUUGUCAGAUCAUUUUCUUCAGUACCUAAACAGUCUGCCACUGGAAUACAACUAUGCCCUUUACAGACAGAUCUUUCAGAAGUUUGGGACACAUUAUUUAAGCUCUGGCACAUUAGGGGGGAGGUAUGACCUCCUUUUCCAAUACGAUCGAGAAGAACUGAAAACUUCUGGAUUAACAGAAGAAGAAACAAAAAAUUGCCAUAGUCAGGAUAACAGUAUCAAUUUUAUAAUCUACACUAGAACAUCACAUAGUUCCACGUGUGGAACACAUCAAAUAAAAACCAAAUAUGAAGGGUCAAUUAUAAAAUCAUCUGAGAAGAGUUUCACUUCAGUGCUAGGAGGCAGAAGUGAAUUUGCAGCAGCCCUGUCCUUUGAGAACAAGGGUGUAUCACCAGACAGCAAUACGUACAAGGACUGGAUCAAAUCUACCAUAGACAAUCCAGAUAUUAUAGAUUAUGAGCUGUUGCCUUUAGUGGAUUUGGUGCAGGGCUUCCCUUGUGCAGCAACAAAGAGAUGGCAUCUUAACAGGGCACUGGUAGAGUACCAGACAGAGUUUGACUCUUGCAAAUGUACCCCCUGCCCAAACAAUGCUCGGCCAGCUCUGUUCGGAACACAGUGCACUUGUAUUUGCCAGACCGGGACCUACGGAGAUUCCUGCGAGAAACGAGCGCCAGACUACACUGCAGUGGCAGUUGAUGGGCGCUGGAGCUGCUGGAGUUCCUGGACUUCUUGUGAUGCCACCAUGAAGAGGCAUCGCUCACGUAUUUGUAACAACCCUGCACCUCAGCAAGGGGGCAGACCCUGCGAAGGUCCUGAUAAACAGGUGGAGGAAUGUACCAUCUCAAUUUUUAAUAAGCAAAAUGUGUGCAUAAAUGAUCAUGCUUCUGUGACAGAAGGGGACAGUGAGAGCAAGUUGCCCCCUGGAGCUUCCGGCUGUCCCAAACCCCUUCCACCUGUCAACAGCCAUCUAAGGAUCAACAAACGUCAGUAUGAUUAUGGAGAUCAUGAGGAGUUUGUUUGCUUCACUGGCUAUGAGCUGAAUGGAUACCAGGUCAUUCAUUGUCUGCAAGAUGGUACCUGGGAGAAACCAAAGGGACGGUGCAUUAAACAAGUUUGCCCCAAACCCACAGUGCCUGAUGACAUGCAGAUACAGCCAGACAAAACCGAAUAUAAUGUAGGAAGUUCCAUCUUGUUGGCCUGCUUACAAAGUGACAUGAUUUCCUCAGGCCCUCAGUAUUACAGUUGUGGGAAGAGUCUUUCCUGGGAGCCAAACAUUGCACAAGACAUACACUGCAAGAUUGAUAAGCCCUUUGUGCCAGACAGCAGCUGUAAACUUGGAGAGAUACAUGAUGGCACCAAGUGUAUAUGCAUGUCCAAAGCGAGCUGCAGAAAUUAUAGGGAAGAUUUGUGCAUUUUAGACGCAUCGAAAGAGACUGCCAUUAUGAUGUCCCCCUGUGCUUUUAAUGCUGGCCGUUGUCAUGGAGACAGAUUAUAUUUUAUGAAUAAUGGACCAUGUGAAACUGACGCGGGCAGUCUGGACUGGGCCAAAUUUAGGGCCCGUGUAUCUGAGCAGAGCUCAGUGCAAGAACCCUGUGGUUCAGACACCUGUUACGAGUGGGAGACCUGCUCAGUAUCAAAUACAUGUGAGUGCAAAUUCCCCAGAACAUGUCCAAAAGAUGGGAAACACAUGUACUGCCUGAAAAUUGUGAGAAAGCAGAGCACACAAAGCAUGAAUUUGUGCAUGAUGGCUGCUAUGAAGUGCAGCAAGAUGGAAUUUGAACUUCUGCAUGAUGGUCCUUGUGCAAGUUCUUAAUUGUGCUCAUUUUAUUUUAAUGUUCAACACUUAAAGAUUCAAAAAUAACCCAAUAUGUAUUUGGACGGAUAAACAAUUGUUGUUUUUAAUCACUCACAGCAACAAUCCAGUUAUUUUUUUUGUCCACUUUCUUGAUACUCUAUAUUUUUUUGUUACAUUGUGAUGGAUAUUGAUGUUGAACAGCACAAUAAAAAUCUUACUUCCAGAUGUAUUCUUAAAUGUAAGCUCUCUUUUCAUCUAAGGCUGAAGUGUGUAAUUUUUAAAUGUCAAAAUCUUCUACACUAGCUUAAAAAGCAGAGACAAAAAAGACUGUAAACACUGUGGUUAUGUGGUGCUAUUAAAACAAUCAAUGGAA